Molecule: messenger RNA, 1562 nt
Organism: Photinus pyralis (common eastern firefly)
Lineage: Eukaryota; Metazoa; Arthropoda; Insecta; Coleoptera; Lampyridae
Product: methyltransferase-like protein 25
Exons: 1
Coding region: 29-1429 (466 amino acids)
Source: RefSeq, a predicted model, not a curated record
UCUAGCAAAGUCACAUUUUGAAUGAGACAUGUUACCCUCCCUAAAUUGUAUAAAGAAAGAGAUCGACAACCUAAUUUUAAUAUUAGAACCACUACUUCCUCUUGUUAACAGUCAUAUGGUGGAUUAUUUUAUAAAUUCUAGGUAUAAAACAUCGGUUCCAUUGCCUUUACAAAAUGAUAUUUGUAACAUUGGCUGUGAUAAUGCAAUUGAUAUUCUUUUAAAGGGGACACCUAACCCUUGUGCCUUUCAUUUAAAUGAUUACAUAAAUCGAGCUAAAUCUUGCCAACUGUAUAAUUUGAGCAUGGUGUGUUUAAGUCAAUCAGACUUACAUAGAAAGUUUUUUGAAUGGGGCGGCGGUGAUGUAGAAAGUUUAAAACUAAAAGUGUUUGUAACAGAAAAGAAGUCUCAUGAAAUUGAAUUAUUAACAAAAGUUGUAGCCACAAUUUAUAAUAUUAGUAAAACGACACACAUAAUAGAUGUAGGUUGCGGGAAGGGCUACUUAAGUUCGUUAUUGGCCUUACAUCAUCAAAUUCCUGUGCUAGGCGUUGACUCCUCCCUACUUCACACAGAUGGUGCUAUUAAAAGAGCACGUUUACUAGAAAAAGCUUGGAAAGGUUUUCAGCAUAAUCCUUAUAAAUCUUUGCCAUCUAAAACGGAAGACAACUUAACUAAAAUUGACCAUUUGUAUAAACAGGUAACACAAUUUGUUACAGAAGACACAGAUUUUGAACAGCUUAUUAGUGACAUAUUUUUGCAGCGAAGUACAAAUUUUGGAUUAGUAGGUUUACAUACAUGCGGAGAUUUGGCCGCUGCUUGUAUAAAAAUGUACAACAGAAAUAAUAAUCUCAAAACCCUUUGCAAUGUUUCAUGUUGUUAUAAUUUACUAAAUGAGGAAUUCGAAAGUGUUAAUUCCAAAUCAACGCAUAGUUUUGGCUUUCCCUUGAGUGCGCAUCUUAGAAAUAAACGUUUCAAAUUAGGACAUAUCGCUCUGAUGCUGUCGGCUCAGCCAGUAGAUCGCAUUUUGAAUAGAAAGGAGCUGCCUAGUAAGAUAUUGUUUUAUAGAUCAGUCUUGGAAGUCAUUUUAGAAAAGUAUAAUAUUUGUAAGAGUAAGCGUCAAGUGGGAAAAGUUAAAAAGAAAUGCGAGAACUUUGUGGAAUAUGUGCACAUCUGUUUAAAAAAUAUAAAUGUUAAACUUGAUCUUUCAAAUGAUGAGUUAAUGAAAGUGUAUCAUGAGUAUGAAACAUAUGAAAAUCAAUUAUAUGUAUUCUAUCUUUUACGUUGUAUGCUAGCGCCAUUAAUUGAAGCUAUUAUACUUUUGGAUAGAUUGCUAUUUUUGCAUGAGAAUGGACAUGCAAAUGCAUUUUUGACCCAGUUAUUUGAUCCUAUAAUUUCUCCACGGUGUUACGCACUCAUUAGCUUGAAACGAUAAUCAUUGGUAUGGUGUGAGAUAUACAUUGUGUUCAUAUUGUAUUUGUUUUUAUGUAGAUAGUUUAUAUAGAUAAAAUUUGAUUUGUAUUAAAACGGUUGUAACGGUUUUACUUAAAUAUAUAUGAUCUAAGUUA